UUCAUGAUGGAUGGUUAUUGUAAUAAAUAAAUGAGCUCAUCUCUCUCCCUCUCUCUUCCCCUCGACAGACCUCUUAUUCCUCCGUCUCCAUCGUGGAUCUCGUCCUCCGGAGAUCUCUUCACGGUCUUCCAAGUUGGGUAAUCCAGUAGAUAACUCCUACAAGCUUCUCUGCAACUUGGCUCGUGGUUGAUGCUUCCAGGUGCAAAUCUUAUGGUUGAGUCUGAUGAUGAAGUAAUAGUCAUGGUUAGACUGUUCUAAUGAGAAGAAGAAGAUGAAAGUACCACAUCUGGGCAAUGGGAACACAUAUAUUGUGCCACCACAACGCAACAGGCCCAUUGCAAGGCCGCCUCGAUGGAUAAUUAUCCUGCUAUGUUUGGUAUCUGUCUGCUUGAUUGGGGCAUACAUAUAUCCACCUGGGCAGUAUCCGGCUUGCUACUUUUUUUCUUCAAGUGUUUGCAGCCCUAUUAAGUACUGGUUGCCUCCUAUAGCACGGGAACUUACUGAUGAUGAGUUUGCCUCUCGUGUUGUCAUCAAAAACAUUCUUUCCAUGCCACUAGUUUGGCCAAAGCAUCCCAAAAUUGCUUUCAUGUUCUUGACUCCAGGAUCAUUGCCCUUCGAAAAACUCUGGGAGACAUUUUUUCUGGGCCAUGAAGGGAGAUUUUCCAUCUAUAUACAUGCAUCACGAGAGAAGCCAGUGCACGUGAGUCCAUUAUUUGUUGACCGGGACAUAAGGAGUGCUAAGGUUGUGUGGGGUAAGAUAUCUAUGGUUGAGGCAGAAAAGAGAUUACUGGCAAAUGCACUCCAAGACCCUGAUAAUCAACAUUUUGUCCUGCUUUCUGACAGUUGUGUUCCUCUACAUAACUUUGAUUAUGUGUAUAGCUAUCUGAUGGGAACAAAUGUCAGCUAUAUUGACACAUUUUGGGAUCCUGGCCCACAUGGUAAUGCCAGGUAUACUGAGCAUAUGUUGCCAGAGAUUGAAGAAAAGGACUUUAGGAAGGGUUCACAGUGGUUCUCAAUGAAGCGCCAGCAUGCAUUAAUAGUUAUGGCAGACAGCCUUUAUUUCACAAAGUUCAAGCUUUAUUGCAAGCCAGGUUUUGAUGGACGUAAUUGUUAUGCUGAUGAACACUAUCUGCCGACUCUAUUCACUAUGAUUGACCCUAAUGGCAUUGCAAACUGGUCGGUGACACAUGUGGAUUGGUCUGAAGGAAAAUGGCAUCCAAAAUCAUACCGAGCUGAGGAAGUGACAUACGAACUCCUGAAGAAUAUAACUUCUAUUGACGAGAGUUACCACAUCACAAGUGAUGAGAAGGGAAUAAAAUCUUGGUCCAGUACCUAUACUGGUCAACUAUCGAACAGGUAUUGUAUGAGAUCGGUCAGCAUAUUAAAUGUCAGUAUGGGUCAAUACCAGUUGGUACCAUUUGGACUGGAGAGAAAAAGACAAAGGAGAGGAGGCAAAAGCAAAGGAGGAGAAAACAGCAUUGCAAACUGGUACAAGAAGGUGGCAGCGGCACAUACUGGUAGGGGGAGGAUGUGGCAAUGCAGAUGAGAGAAGGUGGCGACAUGUAUUGGUAACAGGAGGCGGCAAUGCGUAUGAAGAGGAGGCUGUGGUGAUGCAUUCGUAGGAGGAGGAGGCUAUGCCAACACAAACAGGGAGGAAAAAAAAGAAGAGAGUGAAUCUGUUGAAAGAAGAGAGAAAAGAAGAUAAAAGAAAAAAAAAGAAGAGGCAGCUAGAACAAAAAGCUUAUCAGGUAGUAAGCAUUCUUUUCAAACAGACCACACAAAAUUGCUCGGUCUUAUAUACUAGUCGACCAUUAGACUAGUAAAUGUUGGUCCAUACCAACUGGGACAUUUGAAAUUUUAAUUCAUAGUUUUGAUGUGUGGCUGAGUGCUAGAUUAUCUGAGUUGCAGCAGACUAGCAACUUGCUAUAUCAAUAAAGCUACCUUCUUUGUUCCA
This is a messenger RNA of Musa acuminata AAA Group (dessert banana), 1954 nucleotides long. Its product is annotated as glycosyltransferase BC10-like. The transcript has 11 exons. NCBI's taxonomy places the organism in Eukaryota, Viridiplantae, Streptophyta, Magnoliopsida, Zingiberales, Musaceae. Gene Ontology annotation, molecular function: glycosyltransferase activity. The record is from RefSeq and is a predicted model, not a curated record. The coding region runs from base 272 to 1546 and encodes 424 amino acids. Gene Ontology annotation, cellular component: membrane.